Messenger RNA from Eurypyga helias (sunbittern), 1848 nucleotides. RefSeq names its product exonuclease 3'-5' domain containing 2 (gene EXD2). The transcript is spliced from 8 exons. Gene Ontology annotation, molecular function: nucleic acid binding; 3'-5' exonuclease activity. Gene Ontology annotation, biological process: nucleobase-containing compound metabolic process. The coding region runs from base 1 to 1848 and encodes 615 amino acids. Gene Ontology annotation, cellular component: nucleus; cytoplasm. Lineage: Eukaryota; Metazoa; Chordata; Aves; Eurypygiformes; Eurypygidae. The record is from RefSeq and is a predicted model, not a curated record.
AUGCCCAAGCAAACAGCAGUGACGAUUACUUUGGUGACCCUGCUGGGUGUUGCAGUGGGGGGCCUGGUUUUGUGGAAAGUAACCCAGCGUCGGAAAGGAAAAGCAUGCUGUAGUAGUCGGCAAGAGAAAGCAGUUAUAAACUCGGGCAAUAAGAAACUGGUGAAGGCAGAGGAUAAGGAGGUGCUUUCCUUCUUCAGAUCUCCCACUUAUUCCUGCGUAGAGAGGACCCUUGGUGCAGACAUAGUCAUAGUUUCAGAGCAGGAGGAGUGGGAUCGUGUUGAACCUUUGCUGAAAAAGGACCUGGAGAAGUGGCCAGUGCUUGGACUUGAUUGUGAGUGGGUAUCUGUGGAGGGCAGACCAAAUCCUGUAUCCCUUCUACAGAUAGCUUCUCCCAGCGGCCUCUGCAUUCUUGUUCGGUUGCCCAGGCUUGUUGCCAGUGGACAGACUAUCCCAAAGACCCUGUUGAACAUCAUGGCAGACAGUGCUGUGUUGAAAUUUGGGGUAGGAUGCUGGGAAGAUGCUUGCAAGUUACUUGAUGAUUAUGGUCUUCCAGUCAGAGGGACCGUGGAUGUCCGGUAUAUAGCCAUGAGACAGCGGAAGGAUCUACUUCAUGACAGCCUCAGCCUUAAGACUUUAGCUGAAAAAGUCCUUGACUGCCCACUUGACAAGUCUCCUCAUGUGCGUUGCAGCAACUGGGAGGCAGAAGAACUGACACAAGAUCAGGUUCUCUAUGCUGCUAAGGAUGCCCAGAUCUCAGUGGCUCUGUUCUUCCAUUUGCUGGGAUUUGCCAGCUUCCCUGCUACAUCUGAAUUAGAAAACUCUGUCGUUGCUUGGGAAAAAGCACUGGCUAAAUGCCGGGGCUUAGUGGAUGUCCCGUUUAGAGGAAGAAGGAGUGGCAGCACAGGAGAGAAGAGCAGGAAGGGAUGCUCCCCGAAGAAAACAAAGAAUCGGAAAUCUCUGGUGAAUGGCCAGUCCUCUGACAGUCAUCAAGCGAGAGUUCGAUGGAGGCAGAAGCGAAAGCCUUCUGCAAGAAAAUCUCCGCUGUAUGACAACUGCUUCCUGCAUGCGCCGGACGGACAGCCCCUGUGCACUUGUGAUCGCAAGAAGGCUCAGUGGUAUCUGGACAAAGGGAUUGGAGAGUUGGUUAGCACAGACCCUUUUGUUGUGAAGCUGGCGUUUGAGCCUUCAGGACGUCCCGAGUCUCAAGGUGAUUAUUAUCUGACAGUCAAAGAGAACCUGUGCGUUGUAUGUGGCAAGCAAGACUCCUAUAUUCGGAAGAACAUUGUUCCCCACCAAUACCGAAGACACUUCCCCAUCCAGAUGAAGGACCACAACUGCCAUGACGUGCUCCUACUCUGCACGUCCUGCCAUGCCAUCUCCAAUAACUACGACAACCAUCUCAAGCUGCAGCUGGCUGAGGAGUUCAGUGCUCCCAUCAACUCCGAGGAAGAUGUGCAUCUGCUGGAGGACCCUCUGCGCAGGCAAGUGCGCUCGGCGGCCCGAGCACUGCUGAACGCAGACAGCCUUCCUGACCCCCGAAGGGCAGAGCUUCUGCAGAUCAUCAAGGACUUCUUUAACUCAGAGGCAGUCACCCCGGAGAUGCUCCAGGAGGCAGCUGGUCUGGAAACCAGGAUCUGCAACGAGACCUACAUGCCACACGGACGGAAGGUGGUGCAGUGCUUUGCUAAAGGAGGCCUGCGCUCCCUCAUGCAGUUGGAGAGGCGCUGGCGGCAACAUUUCUUGGACAGCAUGCAGCCCCAGCACCUCCCGGAGCGGUGGUCAGUGGACCAUAACCACAUGAAGCUGAUCCAGAAGUACGGGGAGGAUCUUCAGCUCGAGCUGUCCUGA